This is a messenger RNA of Hippocampus comes (tiger tail seahorse), 409 nucleotides long. Its product is annotated as heat shock 70 kDa protein 4L-like. The record is from RefSeq and is a predicted model, not a curated record. Gene Ontology annotation, cellular component: cytosol; nucleus. Lineage: Eukaryota; Metazoa; Chordata; Actinopteri; Syngnathiformes; Syngnathidae. Gene Ontology annotation, biological process: protein folding. Gene Ontology annotation, molecular function: ATP-dependent protein folding chaperone; ATP binding. The annotation marks the transcript as partial. The transcript has 2 exons.
UCAAAACCAAUUCCAUUUCAAUUUGACAGUGGCAUUAGCCUAUGGAAUCUACAAACAGGACCUUCCCACUCCAGAGGAGAAAGCUCGCAAUGUUGUGUUUGUGGACAUGGGACAUUCAUCUUACCAAGUUGCAAUCACGUCUUUCAACAAAGGCAAACUCAAGGUCCUCGCCACAGCGUUUGACCCCAAUCUGGGCGGGCGUAAUUUUGACGAGGCCUUGGUGAAUUAUUUCUGCGAGGAGUUCAAAGUGAAGUACAAGCUGCACGUGCGAGACAACCCCAGGGCUGUGCUCUGUCUGCAUCAGGAGUGCGAGAAGCUCAAAAAGCUCAUGAGCGCCAACUCUUCAGACCUGCCUCUCAACAUUGAGUGCUUCAUGAACGACAUUGACGUUUCCAGCAGGAUGAACAGG